CAUAAAAAGUGUUUUUAACCCAUAUAAAAAGUGUUUUCUACACUAUUGUAUGUUAGCGAUUGAAACUCAUCACUACCUUAAAGGGAUUGGAAUUUUUAUAAAACAUGAGUCCUAAUUUUGCAUUAUUUUACUCCUAUUUAGGGAAUUCUCUUUAGUUUUUUUGGGAGGAAAUUCUCUUUAGUUUUAAUUAUAACCAAAUGCUUUUAGUAAGAAAACUCUAAAAAUUGAGUUUUUCCCUAGAAUAAUGCUAAUUAAGUAAAUAAUUCCUAAAAUACUAAUGGGUUAAAAAUAAUUCUCAAAAUUUUGUUGGGUUAAUCGUGGUUAAGAAAAGCCGCCACUCGGAGUGGCGACUCUUCUCUUAUAGCACAUAAUCCACCACUUGGAGUGACGACUCUUCUCUUACAGUACAAGUUCCUUAGCCCUUCUGGAGAGUUUUGAUGUAGCAACGUUAUAUAGUUGGGGAAGUGCGACUUUACAAUACCUAUAUCAGUAAUUGUGUCGAAGUUGCCAUAUAUUAUAGCGUUGGUGAGAUGGGUGGUUUUUUAUUGCUCAUACAGCUAUGGUCGUGGGAGCACAUUCAUAUUGGUAGAACAGUCAUACUGCGAUUUCAUGGGAUAGAUGGUGGUCCUAUUCAUGAUGCUUUGGAUUUGCACAAUCGAUCUGUACUUGGACCACAUCAUGUCCGUGGCGAGGGCCCUUUGGGUCAUAGGACAGUUGCCUCCUGUUGGCCAAGAGCACACUGAGACAUGGCGAGCACGUGUGUCCUUGAUUUGUUUUGAUGUAGUGGAGCAUCACUUUUCUGAUCGCGUACUACGACAGUUCGGGUUGCAGGAGAUUAUUCCCUUACCUUGUGAUACUUCUUUGGACUUACAGAAGAUCGACAGACGAGGGAAGCACACCGAAGAUUGGGGAAUGCACCAUAUUCACUAUAUCACCACGUAAGAUGAGAGAGAGGUGUAUAAAUUGAACGUAGAUGCUGCUUUCGUACUUGGUUUGGCUCAAGGAGGAGCCAUGUUGAGGCAUCUACGAGUCGGUUUGGAGAGUUGGUUUUGGCGAUCGCCUUCCAGGUUAACGCAUCUACGAGUAAGGAAGCGGAGCUCAAAGUCUUGGUUCAAGCAGCUGAGAUGGUUAUGGCGGAUGGUUAUGUUGAUAUUCAGGUAGAGACCGAUGUGGUCCUUUCGUUAUCCAUGCUUAACCAUUCAGGAAACUGCGCCGGAUUACAAGAUUUUAGAAGGAAAGCGUUGGAUAGGGGUUUAUCCUUCGGACAUGUACUGAGGGAAGGAAACGGGCCGGCCCAUCACUUAGCAGCCUAUCCUAUUCAUCUGGCCCAGUGUAUUUAAUUUCAUAAGGUUACUCAUCUACCUGCUUUGGUUAAAGUUAAUUAUUAUGCUGAUUAUUUUGAUAUUCCUAGUUUACGUUCCUAAUUAUUGUAUUUUAAAUUUUGGGUCAGGUCUAGCCCCCCCAAAAUUUCGUUUAUUUUUUCUGUUAAUUUUUUCUUUCAUGUACUUUUCCGGAGGAAUGCCUCUGAUGAGAGGUUUUGGUUUGGUCCCCCUCUCUUUUUGUAUUUCCUCUCUUAUUUAAAUAAAAUAACGGCAAAUGUUCCCCGGGCAUUUGCCCCACCGAUUUUGGUGGUUUGCCUUCCGGGUUAAAAAAAUAAAAAAAAAAUGGACGAGAC
This is a messenger RNA of Cuscuta europaea, 1675 nucleotides long. The record is from the annotation of a GenBank genome assembly. Lineage: Eukaryota; Viridiplantae; Streptophyta; Magnoliopsida; Solanales; Convolvulaceae.